This is a messenger RNA of Acanthochromis polyacanthus (spiny chromis), 1664 nucleotides long. RefSeq names its product x globin (gene xgb). The record is from RefSeq and is a predicted model, not a curated record. The transcript has 5 exons. Gene Ontology annotation, molecular function: heme binding; oxygen binding. Bases 736 to 1329 code for a protein of 197 amino acids. Lineage: Eukaryota; Metazoa; Chordata; Actinopteri; Pomacentridae.
GUUUUUUAACCUUCAAGCCCAGUUUGUGGCAAAUAGAAAGGCUGCCACUUUAAUAUAUAGUAAGGGAGAGGUGUUUAAAUAGGCAGAUAGUUGAUUUAUGAAGUCUUGUUUUUAUACAUACAACAUUGAGCUCUGUGAGACUCCAAACAGAGCAAAAAUAUAUUUAAUUUUUAAUAUAGAAUUUACAAUUUUGAGUGAUUCAAUUAGAAACCAUAUAACCAGGCUAAAACAGCUACUGGCAGCCCUAUGAUUUGGAGCAUGCUAGUGUCUUUUGGCUCAUUUUUAUCAGCUAUAUUAUAUUUGGAAUGCACAGCUCAGCCUUUGUGCGUCAGGUUUCUGUGCGCCCUCAUGGAGCCGAGCAGCGCGCUGUCUCUCCGAACUGAAUCUUCUCUGCCUUCAAAAGCUGCGUCAAGUCAGCCGUAAAAACACCGGCUGCCGUCGGAAGGUACACAGAUCUACCCUUCAACGUAAAGGCGUGACCGACACCCAGCGCUCCCUGCAAUAUGUGAUCUUCAGCAGGCGUUUUUAUUUCCAGCCAAUGACCAGAGCUCCCAUCCUGUCACUUCACCGCCUUGACGCAGGUCCAUGGUCCAAACCAGUGGUGUGGAGUUCAAGACGCACAGACACCAGAUGCCUCCGGCAACAGAUUUUCUCUGACACAAAAGUAUUUAAUCCUGUUUUUCUCUGCUGGAUUAGAACAUAAAGCACUCUCGCUUCGUUUCUUUUAGAUGAAGAAUGGGCUGCGCAAUAUCAGGUUUAGCUGCAAAGUCGGAGUUCGCAGAAAGGAACACAGACGAUGCUGCUGCGCAUCCAAGCGAGGAGCAGAUUCAGAUGAUCAAGGACUCGUGGAAAGUUAUCCGGGACGAUAUAGCCAAAGUUGGGAUUAUUAUGUUCGUCAGGUUGUUUGAGACCCAUCCUGAAUGCAAGGAUGUCUUCUUCCUGUUUCGCGACGUGGAGGACCUGGAGAGGCUGCGGACCAGCCGGGAACUCAGAGCGCACGGCCUGAGGGUGAUGUCUUUUAUUGAGAAAAGUGUGGCGAGACUGGACCAGCUGGAGCGACUGGAGGCUCUGGCUCUGGAGUUAGGAAAAAGCCAUUAUCAUUACAACGCUCCACCCAAGUACUACAGUUAUGUCGGAGCAGAAUUUAUCUGUGCAGUGCAGCCCAUCCUGAAGGAGCAGUGGACAGCGGAGUUAGAGGAUGCAUGGAAGACCAUGUUCCAGUAUGUGACCAGUCUAAUGAAGCAGGGAUACCAGGAGGAGAGCGCCCGACAGCGCCACCUUGCAGUUUCCCCAAAGGAAAGACCGGACAAGAGGAACACAGCACUAUGAGACCAACCACAAUAGACUGUUUUUAUCAAUUCAGCACAGAAAUGUGUGUAUGUACAUAGUGUAUCUAGUGUCUUGUUUUCUACAUUGCUCGUUUAGUCGUUUGCUAUUUAAUCAGAAUAGACAGGAACAUGCAGUGACUUUUAACAAAGCACUUUAUUUCUGAACUUAAAUUCUGCUGCAGUCCUCUUCCAUGACAACAUGAUGGGAAGCAAGAGGUUGACAAAAUGUUCUGGCUGUAGUUAAACCUACCGUGAAAUUAUUCUAAACAAAAAAGACAUUAUUUGUCCCUGUGUUCAUAACUCAGACAUGCCUUUCAGUAAAUCUACAACUUUGAA